AGUCUUACAUGGAGGAUCACCUGAAGAACAAGAACCGCCUAGAGAAGGAGUGGGAGGCUCUGUGCGCCUAUCAGGCAGAACCCAACGCCUGCACCAUCGGCCUGAAGGACGGCAACACCAAGAAGAACCGCUCCACUGCUGUUGUGGCAUAUGAUCACUCCAGAAUCACCUUGAAGGUGGAGAACAGCCAAGGCAACUCUGAUUACAUCAACGCCAGCCCGAUCAUGGACCACGAUCCCAGGAACCCCGCCUACAUCGCCACUCAAGGCCCUCUGCCCUCCACCGUGGCUGAUUUCUGGCAGAUGGUUUGGGAGAACGGCUGCGUGGUCAUCGUCAUGCUGACACCUCUCGUGGAAAGCGGAGUGAAGCAGUGCUACCACUACUGGCCCGACGAGGGAUCCAACCUGUAUCACAUCUACGAGGUUAACCUGGUGUCUGAACACAUCUGGUGCGACGACUUCCUGGUUCGCAGCUUUUACCUGAAGAACAUGCAAACCAACGAGACGCGAACUGUCACUCAGUUCCACUUCCUGACCUGGCUCAACCAGAACGUCCCCGAGACCAGCCGGACACUCCUCGACUUCCGCAGAAAAGUUAACAAGUGCUACCGGGGACGCUCGUGUCCUAUCAUAGUCCACUGCAGGCAAGUAUCUCAAUUAAUUAAACAUGUUUUUUUCAUGUCUUAAAAAGUCGCUUACACUCCGGGUGAUAAAAAUGUGAUUUGUUGUGAACGAGCUCGUACUCACACGCCGCCUGCUCGGGGUCGAUUUAGAAGCUGGACUCGCCUGUGGUUGAUGUUUUCCGGGUCCACAUUACCGGUUUAAUUUCUUACAAGCUUACUCGUGUCACUUGUCGGCACGGCGCGGAGGAGGACGACAAACAUUUAAAGAUGAGAAAUGAAGCAGGAAGUUGUGAUUUAAUUGGACGGACUGUCGGCAGAGGAGGGCAACUUUUAAUUGGAGGCGCUUCAAAGUUUGCAGCGUGUCGG
Labrus bergylta (ballan wrasse) is the source of this 988-nucleotide messenger RNA. The record is from RefSeq and is a predicted model, not a curated record. NCBI's taxonomy places the organism in Eukaryota, Metazoa, Chordata, Actinopteri, Labriformes, Labridae.